UGAAUAAUCAAAACCAAGGAACCUUCCCUAAUCAAUCGUCUCAAACUUCAACAGCGUCGCGGGAGCUCUGCGAAACCCUAACUGGCACAGAUCAGGAGAAACCAAGUUCAAACUAGCACGACCAUGGAUUCUGUAGCUCGUAGGAGUGGAGGAGGCCUCUUUGAAGGGCUGUAUAGAGUAAUUAUGCGCCGGAAUUCCGUUUAUGUGACCUUCAUCAUCGCUGGCGCUUUCCUUGGAGAGAGGGCGGUGGAUUAUGGAGUUCACAAGCUCUGGGAAUACAACAAUGUUGGGAAACGGUACGAGGACAUUUCGGUUUUGGGGCAAAGACCAUCAGAAGAAUGAUAGUCUCCUUGAUGAUUUGGUUAUGGCCAUUUUAUUGUCAUAAACAACCAUGAUUUAUUUUUUUGAAAUAAGUUUUACAUGUCGGAUUUUGCCCACCUUAUAUCUUGACUCUUGAGCAUGGUGGUCUUUCAAUGCCGGUUCAUGUUGUUCAUGUUCAUGUUCAUAUAUGAAAUUACCAAUCAAAUGUUCCUGUUCUAUCAGGCUAUAUUACUUGCCAGAAUCGAGUCUUCCACUUGCUGGGUCUAUUUCUUCUAUUGUCAUAAACAUCAUAGAGAUGAACGAUUUAAUGCAGUAUGUUUGGGUUUCUGGUUCA
Cucurbita moschata (crookneck pumpkin) is the source of this 655-nucleotide messenger RNA. Its product is annotated as cytochrome b-c1 complex subunit 9-like. NCBI's taxonomy places the organism in Eukaryota, Viridiplantae, Streptophyta, Magnoliopsida, Cucurbitales, Cucurbitaceae. The record is from RefSeq and is a predicted model, not a curated record. The transcript has 3 exons. Gene Ontology annotation, biological process: mitochondrial electron transport, ubiquinol to cytochrome c. Bases 124 to 342 code for a protein of 72 amino acids.